GCAACCUCCUCACGGCGCGACUGUUGGCUCGCGGUAAUAACUCGCCAAACGCGAACGUCUCUUCAGUUGCAUCUGAACGCUUCGGAAUACGCAUGUAAAAACAUUGGGACGGAAGAAAAGUUAGUAAGGAGAGAAUCUGCAGGGAAGAGGCUGAUGAAACUAUGGGGGGAGUGUCUCACUCGUUCCAUCAUUGGAAACACUAGCACGGGCUAAGACAGCCGCUGGACCCGAACCCGAACCGCUUCUGGAACUAUUUUACGCUGGCUGGGAAUAUAGUACAGCUUUAUUGCGCUUUGGCGAGAUGAUGCUGAUGAUGAGGAUGAUGAUAGACGUCCUGAGACUUCAAGCGCUCGCGCUCCUGUGCGCGUUACCAACCACACUGGCAGCCAAUAACUAUCACUGCAACGGGCCGCUCGUCUCGCCUCUUCCCCCCACAUCGUUCCAGGGCUCAACAUCCUCCUCUGACAGCCAGUCGCCGUAUUUAGCCAAACUUAACAGAAAAGACGGAGGAGGCGGCUGGGGUCCAGAACGGACAGACAGACAACGUUGGCUACAGGUGGAUCUGCGGGAAAGGGUCGAGGUCACAGCUGUGGCAACCCAAGGUCGUUUCGGAAGCCCUGAUUGGGUGACGAGCUACAUGCUGCUUUACAGCGACACGGGAAGAGCUUGGAAGCAGUUCAGACAGGAGGACAAUGUAGGGACGUUCCCAGGAAACACAAAUUCAGAUGGGAUUGUUCACCAUAAGCUUUCGCACUCCAUCAGAACACGGUUCCUACGGUUCGUGCCGUUGGACUGGAGUCCCGGGGGAUGGAUAGGCCUCAGAAUCGAGGUCUACGGUUGUGCAUACAAGUCAGACGUUGCCGACUUCAAUGGCAGGAGCUCUCUGCUGUACCGCUUCAAUCAGAAAUCCACCAGCACGGUAAAAGAUGUAAUCUCGCUGCGGUUCAAGAGUCAGCGUGCGGAUGGGGUUCUUGUUCAUGGCGAAGGGCAACGGGGCGAUUACAUCACACUGGAGCUACACAAGGGCAGACUGGCCUUACACAUUAAUCUGGACGAUGCUAAGACCCAUGCUAGGAGUGGCCAUGUUUCUGUGUUUCUGGGUAGCCUACUGGACGACCAGCACUGGCACACCGUUCUGAUCGAGCGAUUUAACAAACAACUUAACUUCACAGUAGACAAACUAACCAGACGAGUAAGGACAGGUGGCCUCGACGAUUCGCUGGAGGUCGAUUACGAGCUCAGCUUCGGAGGCAUCCCUCUACCUGGAAAGCCAGGCACGUUUUUAAGGAAGAACUUCCAUGGAUGUAUGGAAAACCUUUAUUACAAUGGAGUCAACAUCAUUGACUUGGCCAAGCGACGCAAACCUCAAAUCUACAGUGUGGGAAAUGUGACCUUUACCUGCUCAGAGCCACAGCUGGUUUCCGCCACCUUCCUGAGCUCCAGCAGCAGUUUCCUGUCACUUCCCGUGGACGGUGUGACGGACGGAACUGCGGAAGAGUUGUCCGUGACGUUCCAGUUCCGGACGUGGAACAGGGAGGGGAUGUUACUGUCGACCUGGUUAAGGAGAGAAACCGAGAGGCUCUUGUUGAUUCUUGUUAAUGGGCAACUGAGACUUACGCACCACAGAUCGGCACUGCAAAGCUCGGACAUAGUCAUUGGUCAGGCUCUGAGUGACGGCCAAUGGCACGCGGUGUCCAUUAGCGUGGGUGGACUGCAGGUGUCUCUCUCUGUGGACGAUGAGGCGGCGUCCACCAUGCAGCUGAAAGAGAGCGCGCAGCCCGGGAAGAGCGUGUUAAUUGGAGGUUGCCCACCAACGUUAGCCAAUCAGGGAUGUCGGAAUCCAACAGUGACCUAUCAAGGCUGCAUACGUUCUAUUGUCGUGAACAACCAUCCUAUCAACUUGUACCUGGUACAGCAAGGCCUGCUGGGAAACUACAGCAAGAUCCAGUUUGACAUCUGCGGCAUUCGCGACCGAUGUCUUCCCAGCUACUGCGAACAUGAGGGGGAAUGCUCUCAGUCCUGGAACACGUUCUUCUGCGACUGCUCGGGAACCGGGUACACGGGAGCCACCUGUCAUAACUCCAUCUUUGAACCCUCCUGUGAAGCCCACAGGCUUACAGGAAGUGCCUCGGGCUUCUUCUCCAUCGAUCCUGAUGGAAGUGGACCGCUUAAAUCCACCGUCGUUUACUGCAACAUAACCGAUGACAAGGUUUGGACCGUAGUUAAGCACAACAGCACAGAGAUGGUACGAGUUCAAGGGUCGUCGCCCCAGAAGCCUCACGUGAGGACGCUAAACUACAGCGCGACUCUGGAGCAGCUCCGCACGCUCGUGGCCAGGUCUGAACAGUGCCAACAGGAAGUGAUGUAUCUGUGUAGAAAGUCCCGCCUCUUCAACACAUGGGAUGGGACGCCCUUGUCCUGGUGGCUGGAUCGGGCAGGCGAGAGAAGGACGUACUGGGGUGGAUUUCUCCCCGGGGUCCAGCAAUGCGCCUGCAGUCUGGAUGAGAACUGCAUCGACAUGAACCAUUUCUGCAAUUGCGACGCUGACCGUAGCUCAUGGGAAAAUGACACAGGAAUUCUGUCCUACAAAGAACACUUACCAGUGACCGAGAUCUUGGUGGGCGACACAAAUCGUACGGGGUCAGAAGCGAUCUACAGGGUGGGAUCUCUCCAAUGCUACGGUGAUAGGUUCCUGUGGAAUUCUGCCUCCUUCUACCAGGAGUCCUCAUACCUGCACUUCCCGACGCUCCAGGCCGAGCUGAGCGCCGACAUCUCGCUCUAUUUCAAAACAACGGCACCUUCAGGAGUCCUCCUGGAGAACCUGGGCGUGAAAGACUUCAUCAGACUGGAGCUCAGUGCGCCCUCUGUGGUAACCUUCACGUUUGACGUCGGAAACGGUCCUGUGGUCUUGACGGUAAAGUCUCACGUGCCGCUGAACGACAAGCAGUGGCAUUACGUACGAGCGGAGAGGAACGUGAAGGAGGCGUCGCUGCAAGUAGACCAGCUGCCCUUGCGCUUCCUGGAAGCCCCUUUUGAAGGCCACACCCACCUUCAGCUCAACAGCCAGCUGUUUAUUGGAGGCACGUCCUCAAGACAAAGAGGGUUUCUGGGAUGUAUAAGGUCAUUUAACAUCAAUGGGAUGACCCUUGACCUCGAGGAACGGGCUAAAAUGACUCCAGGUGUCAGUUCAGGCUGCCCGGGACACUGCAGCAGCCAAAACAGCUUGUGUCAUAACAGAGGAAAGUGUAUAGAGAAAAGCAGCGGCUACGUUUGUGACUGCACACAUUCGGCCUACGGAGGACCCAACUGCAAGAAAGAAGUUUCCGUGUCCUUUGAAAGCGGCUCAUCUGUGACCUACACCUUCCAGGAGCCUUUCUCCGUGAUGCGCAACCACAGUCGGCAGUCCUCUGCAAUCUACGCCCAGAACAGCAACUCGCGAGAGAGCGUCGCCUUCAGUUUCCUCACGACUCAGACGCCCGCCAUGCUUCUGACCGUCAACACCUACCAUCAGCAGUACAUGGCUGUUAUUCUGGCACACAACGGGAGUUUGCAGAUCUGGUAUCGGCUGAACAGGGAGAAACAACCGGACGUCUUCACGCCAGCGUCUGUUAACCUGGCCAACGGACAGCUCCAUCGAGUGCAGAUCCAUAGAGAGGGAAAGGACAUGUAUGUUCAGAUUGAUAGAGAUACCAGUGUAAAAUACAGCCUGUCAACGGACAAAGAGUUGGUCACGAUAAGAUCUUUGACAUUGGGGAAAGUCACAGGCAGAGCUGGUCUAGAUGAGGAAGUGCUUCAAGCCGGAUCGAGAGGUUUCAUUGGCUGUCUUUCGUCGGUUCAAUUUAAUCAUUUGGCUCCCCUCAAGGCAGCCAUUCUGAAUCGAGGAAGCUCAUUAGUCAGCGUCCUCGGUAAUCUGGUCGAGUCGAACUGUGGCGAGCUGGCGGAUAAAUCUUCAUCCAGAUCUUUAUCAGAUCAUGCAGACACUGGAAAAAAUCUUCCAAACGCUGGACAAAAUGACUCGGCUGUAAUCGGAGGUUUGAUAGCAGCAGUAGUUCUCAUUACCCUCUGCGCCGUGGCCGUGAUGACCCGCUUCCUCUACCGCCAUCGACACGACCGUACCCGGCAGAUGGCUACGGUCAAGGAGAAAGAUCACCAACCCAGGCCAGAACACAGGUACCGGGCCGAGCUGGAUUUACACAGCGCCAUGAGAGACAGCAGGAAAGAGUAUUUCAUCUGACCUGUGACAUCAAACUUCACUUGAGUCGCUCUGACCCUGCCUGUGACGCCAACUCUGCGGACAGCAAGUGGGAAUCGACUGAGCCAAGUGGACACAGCCAGUGCCCUUCACCUUCCCAACCACUCUCAUAGCAUCCAGGAUUCAGGGAAUAGAUAUUACUAUUACAGAUAUUAGUGCCCUUAAUAGGCUCCCAGGCAGGGCGGGUGGUCAGAAUUGAGGAUCGGGAAUGUUGGUACUGAAACUAAUACACCCCCCGUGCAACAGAGGCAAGGACCGGAUAACAUUGCCGCAUAAAAACGAUGACGGAUAUCUGCGACAAGCAAGCGGGAUUAUGGUGGAAAUAAACGGAUUCGCUUCGUCCUCAACGGAGUCUUACUCGGCAGAGUUAAAAGAUCAGGUGGCUUCAAAGCUCUGGAGCUUUACACAAACAUGGCCUUCAGCCCUCCGCUGACGAUGGAGAAACAAACGUUUGGAGCGACUCUCUUUUGCUUCUAGGGCUAAUUAUUUAACCACACAACAAAGAGAUUACAGAGGCGUUUGCGCGGACAAGCGAGUCACUCUGGCAGACAAACAAACGCUCGGUAUGCGGGCCGUGAAAAUCCGACCGGCUUUGGUGUUUUAUUAAUCCUACACGAAGUGCGAACUCGAUGUACUGAUGCAAAUAAAGAGGGUGAUGUUACCAGUGAGCCUCCUUCACGUCCUCUUUUUUUAUCGCAUUCAUGUUGCCUUAUUUGAAGACAACAUGAAAUGGCAUUCACAACGUCUUUCGUUUUUGUAAUGUGAGCUAAUUUUAAAUGAAGUGAUGACAUUUAUUAUAUAGAUGAGUAUUAUAGAUGAUUUAUUCGGUGAAACGUAACGUAGAGCGGGUCUAUUUAAUCUAUUGAGAUUUGUUAUUGUAAUGUUAUUUUCGCCAGUUUUAAGACGCACCAUUUUUUGCACUGAUGUAUCAUAAUAACUCAAUGAAACCAGCUACAUUUAUUAAGUAAAUAACAUCUUUUUUGAUUUUAUAUCGAAUUUAAACUCGCUCAUGGAUAUCUUUGUUUAUUGAACGUGUAGGCAUUAAUGAUAUAAAAAAACUCAAUAUCAGGGUCUAUGUGCGCAUAUCCUUGUCUUCUGCAGAAGCAACAUUUCUGUCAACCUAUAAUCUUGGUUGAUAGAAACGUUGUAAAUAGGUUGCAAAUGCAACAAUACAUCCUAUUUACACAACGGCUCUAAUAUAAUGUCCCUAUGAUUCCAGAAAACAAUACAGUAAAUUACAUUUGUGUCAUAUUUUACUGCUGUAUACCACAGGCUGAGCAGAAAUGAAAACAAGGUUUUUUGUUUAAUCACCGAUGAAUAUCGGGUUGCAAUGUGCAAGCAUCCCGCAAUACGCUUGUAGACUGUAAUAAUGGGAAUUUAUUCUGGCUGGCUCCUGGUUUUAAUGCUUUACUGCGUUCUGCACGAGUAAUGGAGUCGAAAUAUCAUUCACAUCCUGUUAAAAGUUGCAAGGCCUUUCCCGUGUGAUCCUCAAAUGCAUCUUAGAUCAUAUUAUGAUUUCCUCUUUGCUGACAUACCGGCAAGAGAUGUAAUCCAAACAUAAUUGGUUCCCGGACUGAACGUGAUAAAAUAAAAAAAAAAACCAGAAUAGCACGUGAAAGGGUCAAGAUGUACAGAUCCCUCCGAUGAUACCCAGUGUGAAGCUUUAAGGCGUUAUCUAAUCAUCGCCCCACCCAACCCCCUCGUUUGUCAUUUCCAGUGGAGUCGGGACAAAGAAUCAGUAAUGCUAGAUAUUUAUCUAGCCGUGAUCUAUGUAAAUGUCACUCCUGCAGUGGCACGGAGAUGAUGGAUCCUCUUUCAAACAGCCCUGGGCUCAGAACCGAGUCCGGUGUACAGCUAAAUCCAUCUCGGCGUAGAUAAACACCAGCUGGAACGACCGGUUUCUCUCAAUAGAUUACAGAGGUAGUGAAUCUCUCAGCUCAGAUAUUAAUACUUCUGAAAAUGACGCAAAGCCAAGGAAGCUUAUUCCCAACAACUUCAACAGCUCUGAGGAGUUGGAGAUAUGAUGUUUGUCUCUUAAAGCACAGUACAGACUGAAAUAGAUAAGUAUGGUUUGUCAAUGCAUUAUAAAAUAUGAAAUUGUGUUUGAUAAACUAAAAAUGGCCAGUGAAGUUGAAUAAUGGGCAUCAUAAUAUAAGGAGGAUUUGAUUGGACGAAAUGCAGUGUAGUGCAGGAUGAGUCAUCAGUGUUUUUGGUUUAAUUUUAUAUGUGUGUAUAUCAGUCCACACAUGGAUUAAAAUGCACAAAACCUUAUGCCGUUGAUUUCAUGGGAUAUUUAAGAAACAUCAGUUGUUGACGUUUCUACAAAGUGUGAGUUCACAAAUCCAGUCAUGACCCUUACGAAAAUUAACCAAGGUUAUUUUGGGAACACUCCACUUUUUGAAAAUAUGCUCCCCUAGAGUUAAACAUUUAAUUAUUAACGUUUUGGAAUCUAUUCAGCUGAUCUCC
This is a messenger RNA of Paramisgurnus dabryanus, 6718 nucleotides long. RefSeq names its product contactin associated protein family member 5b (gene cntnap5b). The record is from RefSeq and is a predicted model, not a curated record. Lineage: Eukaryota; Metazoa; Chordata; Actinopteri; Cypriniformes; Cobitidae.